UUUUUAAUUUAUUAAUUUAUUUAUGUUUAUUAUUAUUAUUUUAUUAUUAUUUAGUUAAACUCAGGAAUGUGUACACUCCAUAUCAAUAGGUGGCGGUAAUACACCAAAAAGUUGUUUGUCAACCGCCAUAAAACAACACAAAGAAGAAGAAGAAGAGUAAACACCAACGAAGAAGAAGAAGAAGAAGACUAAACACCAACGAAGAAGAAGAAGCAGAAGAACACGCUCUUCCGUCUCGUUCACCGGCUCUUCGUGGGUUCUUAGUGGGGUUUUUUCACUCUUAGUGGGUUUUUUUCCAGCCGCUAUGUCAGGCUCGACCUCCCCGCCUCCCCCUGCCGAGGCCCCGGGGCCGGAGGGCUGCUUCCCCCCCGGGUACAAGCCGUUCCGCCCGGAGGAGCACGGCCUGGAGAGCGGGUUCCGGCUCACAGGGUUCUCCGAGCUGAAGGGCUGAGGCUGCAAGGUCCCGCAGGAGGCUCUGCUCAGGCUCCUGGCGGGACUGGAGCCCACCCUGGAGCCGCUCCGGGCCCCGGGGAAGGCCGGGGAGCAAGGCUCGGAGCCCGGCCACACACCGGGACCACGACUCGGUGUGGGGAUGGACUGCUGUGUGAUCCCUCUGAGACAUGGAGGACUCUCUCUGGUCCAGACUACAGACUUCUUCUACCCCCUGGUGGAGGACCCCUACAUGAUGGGCAGGAUAGCGUGUGCUAACGUGCUCAGUGAUCUGUAUGCGAUGGGCAUCACAGAGUGUGACAACAUGCUGAUGCUGCUGAGCGUCAGCCAGAAGAUGAACGACAAGGACCGCGAGCGCGUGAUGCCGCUGAUGAUCGAAGGGUUUCGUGAUGCAGCAGAGGAAGGAGGGACGUCAGUGACGGGAGGCCAGACGGUGAUCAACCCCUGGAUCAUCGUAGGAGGAGUCGCUUCAGUCGUCUGCCAGCCCAACGAGUUCAUCAUGCCAGAUGGAGCUGUUCCUGGAGACGUCCUGGUUCUGACUAAACCUCUGGGGACUCAGGUGGCUGUGAACGCUCACCAGUGGCUGGAUCAGAGUGAAAGGUGGAACAAGAUCAAGCUGGUCGUCACCAAAGAGGAAGUAAAAGAGGCCUAUCAGGAAGCCAUGUUCUCCAUGGCAACGCUGAACCGCACAGCUGCAGGUCUGAUGCAUAAGUUCCAGGCUCACGCUGCGACGGACGUGACGGGUUUCGGUUUGCUGGGACACGCCAACAACCUGGCAGCUCAGCAGAGGAACGAGGUGGCCUUCGUCAUCCACAACCUGCCCAUCAUAGCCAAGAUGGCCGCCAUCAGUAAAGCCUGUGGGAACCUGUUCAACCUGGUGCAGGGAACGUCAGCAGAGACGUCUGGCGGGCUGCUGGUCUGUCUGCCCAGAGAGCAGGCGGCCAAGUUCUGCUCCGAGAUGAAGAGCCAGAGUUCAGGGUCUGGAGGUCAGGGCCUGGCCGGAGGAGCGUGGAUCAUCGGCAUCGUGGAGAAAGGCGACCGCCGCGCUCGCAUCAUCGACAAACCUCGCAUCAUCGAGGUUCCACCUCGAGGAAGUCAGGCAGCCAAUCAGGACAACAACUCCAGCAGCAGCCCCGCCCCCAGCCCCAACCUGGCCCAAUAGACUCUGGCCCUGUGUGUGUGUGUGUGUGUGUGUGUGUGUGUGUGUGUGUUGAUCCCCUUUUUAGUCCAAAUGCUGAGACACACAGAUCAGGAUCCCUGUCAUCUUUAAUAUUUAUCCAUUUUCUCUUUCUUGAUCCAUAAACAACCGAUUUAUUUUAUUCACCUGAAUGAAAAAAAUUACUUAUAAAUUCUCAAGAGAAAACAUUCCAGAUAAUAAAGUGUGUGUGUGUGUGUGUGUGUGUGUGUGUGUGUGUGUGUGUGUGUGUGUGUGUGUGUGUGUGUGUGAGAUCUCUUGGCUGUGGGGACGUGGAGGUUUUUUUUUUUUUUUUGUUGACUUUCCUUUGGAGGUAGAAAAUAAUGUUGACUCCAGUUGGUGAAUAUCUAAAUCAUGUGGGGAACAAACAGAAAACAAUCACAUAUUUAGGAGACAAAAAAAUCACGAAUUUCAUGAGAAAAAUAUACAAAUUUACGAUAAAAAAAAACCCCCUCAAACUUUUGAGGAAAAAGACAAAUUUACGAGAAAAAAAAUCACAAACUUACGAUCCAAAAAUUCUAAUUUCCGAUUAAAAAAAUGACAAAUUUAAGAGGAAAAAAUCUCAAAUUUAGGAGAAGAAAAUCAAAUAAUUUGAGAAAAAAUUACAAAUUUAAGAGAAAAAAUUAUACAAAUUUACGAUUGAAAAAAACCCUCAAAUUUUUGAGGAAAAAGACAAAUUUACGAGAAAAACUCGUAAAUUUGUACGAGAAAAAACGAGAAAAAAUUUAUGAUAAAUUCUCAAGAGAAAACAUUACAAAUCACCAGAUAAUUGUGUGUGUGUGUGUGUGUGUGUGUGUGUGUGUGUGUGUGUGUGUGUGAGAGAGAGAGAGUGCUUUGCUGUGGGGUCGUGGUGGUUUUUGUUGACUUUUAGAUGAUGUUAAUGUUGAUUCCAGUCGGUAAAUGUCUAAGUCAUGUGGGAAUAAAAACAGAAAUGGUUAAUUGUGAGUCUUGGCUCCGCCCACGCGGUCCAGAGGAAGGUUGAGCAGCUUCCUGUGGACCAGCUGGGUGGAGGUCAGGUCUGUCUGUCAGCUGAUUGGCUGUCCAGCAUCAAGCCCCGCCCACUCUUCCUCUUUAUGAAGCUCCGCCUCUAAACCCCGGCCGACGGGGGCAGGCGGAGUGGAUGUUUGCCUUUGGAUUGGGGUCGGACUUGGACUGCUGGAGGUCUUCAGCUGUCUGUGUUUCUAGAUUUCCUGCUUUUCAUAAUCAAUAAAACUCAUCUCACACUGACAGAAA
Messenger RNA from Centropristis striata (black sea bass), 2878 nucleotides. RefSeq names its product selenophosphate synthetase 3 (gene sephs3). The record is from RefSeq and is a predicted model, not a curated record. Gene Ontology annotation, cellular component: cytoplasm. The transcript is spliced from 8 exons. NCBI's taxonomy places the organism in Eukaryota, Metazoa, Chordata, Actinopteri, Perciformes, Serranidae. Gene Ontology annotation, molecular function: ATP binding; selenide, water dikinase activity. Gene Ontology annotation, biological process: L-selenocysteine biosynthetic process.